Molecule: messenger RNA, 1740 nt
Organism: Xenia sp. Carnegie-2017
Lineage: Eukaryota; Metazoa; Cnidaria; Anthozoa; Malacalcyonacea; Xeniidae
Product: keratin-associated protein 5-3-like
Exons: 3
Coding region: 541-1647 (368 amino acids)
Source: RefSeq, a predicted model, not a curated record
UUAAUUAAUUAGGAGAUGAUCGCAGCAAAUAUUAUUGUAGUUGAACAGAAGUUAACAAUAGCCUUGUGCGACGUGUGGUUUAAUUGAAAUAACCUCCUUGGGAGAGAUCUUAUUUACAACUUUCUUUUGACGACAAAAAUUAAAAAACACUGGAUUUGUUAGCACGGUUGAGCGAAUAUAACGCGAAGCUUGCGAAACGUUAAUACAUUUGGCUUAAUCCCUAUGUUUGAGUAAAUGUGGUGGUACCCAGCUUGUCAACACUUUGCGUCGAUAUCUAGCAAGCACGUUAACACCCAUCAAAACUUGGACAUAUUUCAGACACGGCGCUCAUACAAGCCCGAAAACCGAAGUGUUUGUUCUUCCUCAGUCUUCGCUAACGAUGUCUUUGUAAAGUAAGCCGAAAUAACGGAAAAUGGUCUUUAUAACAACGCUAGACCGUUGAAUCUCUGUGGCAUAUGGUAAACAAAUCUAUACACGGAGUGAAGACUAACUCAUUGCUGCCGUUAUUCUGGGCUUUAAAUCUACAAAGAAGAUUCUUAAAUGACUGAAAUUGGAAAUAACGCUUGGAUUCUACUUUUUGCUUGCAUUCUGUCAACGCCGCCUUUUACAAGCUGCUCUCGAGAAAUAACGACUUGCAAUCUCUACUCGACCGGAGAAUGCGCGCAACAUUGUCACAAGCAUUCCAAGGAUGGAAAAGAAAGCUGUGCGUUGACGUGCCGUAAACACGAGAAUGGAACUGUUGUGAAACUAUGCAAUCAAUUGUGCGAUCCUUCGGAUGACAACACUAAAAAAUGCUCGUUUCAUUGUUCCGCCACCAAGGAAUGCGUUCAGCAAUGCGUGAGUGGAUAUUGUAGGAAAAUGAUAUGUUCUCGAAAUCACGGAAACUGUGAACAGCACUGCACUGGCGGCUCCUGUAAGAAGAUGCUGUGUCACUCCGAGCAUUGUUUUCAGCAUUGCAGAACUGGGGGUUGUAAUAUGGAAUGUGGACGCCAUGUAAAAUACUGUGAACAAAUUUGCCCCGGAGGUAACUGUCAUAUCAAAUGUGCGGCAAAAAUAUGUCGUGCAUAUUGUCCUACUGGAUCUUGUGAUAUGACUGGCCCAAAUAAAAAGAUCCAGACUCGUUGUGACAUCCGAGAUCGAAAUCAAUGUGCUCAAACUUGUAAUAAAUAUGGAUGUUACUGCAAGGGAGAUAGUCAUUUCACACAUUGUAAACAGGCUUGUAAAGGUGAAGUUUGUCUCUCCAUUGCAUGUCAUUCAAAAGUAUGCAGGCAAAACUGCGGAUCCAACUGCUCGCUUACAUGUAGUGUUGAAAGUUGCACUCAAGAGUGCACCGGCUCAGGGUGCGUCUUGUCCUGCGGUGGUAGUGUGAACGUUUGCAAACAAUAUUGCAAAGGAGGUGGAUGUAUUUUCAACUGUGCUGCUAAAAUAUGCAUCAAUGAUUGCGAACCAUCUGGGACUUGCAUUUUUAACGACGUCGGUGAACGGCCAGGAUUGCAUUUGGACAUAAAGUGUGAUUACAGACACAACGGUCAGUGUGAACCCUCCUGUAGGGACUGUCUACAUGGUGAAAAGGAUUUGACAUGUACUGGCACGGACGGGGGGGGAAAUGUAAUCAAAAUUGUGUCGGUGGCUUUUGCAAGAAUGUGAAGUGCAUGUCGGCAAACCAUUGCUUGCAGAACUGUCCUGGUGGGCAGUGUAAAAAUAUGGAUUGUCACAGUAGACACUGCGAUCAACGAUGCU